AAAAUGAUGAUGGGGUCGUGUUUAGUUAAAAAUUGGUGUAAUAUUAUUGUUUUUAUUUUAAUGGUUUUUUGUUGUGUAAAUAUUUUGGAAAUUGAUGGAGCAUGGCAGGAGAAUGUCCGACCAAAGAUGUCUGUUCAAUUAGGCGCCGAAGAUGUGUUCCGGUUUUCCGGUAACGACAGCCAUUCUGACUACUUCCGGUUGAUUGUACGAGAUGAAGAUUCUCUUCUUAUUGGUGCACGAAAUUUGGUGUACAAUUUGAGUAUAACUGAUUUGUCAGAGUUGCAACGAUUAACAUGGUACUCCAAAGAUACAGAUGCCAAAAUGUGUGUUAUGAAAGGAAAAGACGAGGAAAAUUGUCAAAAUUAUAUAAGAAUAUUGACAAAAAUAACCCCAAACAAAUUAUUGGUUUGUGGUACAAAUUCUUUUAAACCAAUGUGCCGAGAAUAUGGAAUACACCCUGGUAACUAUACAGUGGAAAAGGAUAAGACAGGACAAGCUUUAUGUCCGUACGAUCCAUAUCAUAAUUCAACAGCAAUUUUUGUUGAUGGUGAUCUUUAUACGGGCACCGUAGCUGAUUUCAGUGGUAUGGACCCAAUGAUAUAUAGGGAACCGUUACAGACGGAACAGUAUGAUUCUAUGAGUUUGAAUGCUCCUGAUUUUGUAAGUUCGAUGACCCAAGGAGAUUUCGUAUACUUUUUCUUUCGAGAAACAGCUGUAGAAUAUAUAAAUUGUGGAAAGGCUGUGUAUUCCCGAGUUGCUCGAGUUUGUAAAUAUGAUCGAGGUGGUCCACAUCGUUUCCGAAAUCGGUGGACUUCAUUCUUAAAAUCACGAUUAAAUUGUUCAGUUAGUGGAGAUUUUCCAUUUUACUUUAAUGAAAUUCAAUCCACAACGGAAUUAAUUGAUGGCGAAUACGGUGGUACAAGUGCUCAAUUAAUAUAUGGAACUUUCACAACACCACCAAAUAGUAUUUCGGGUAGCGCAGUUUGUGCAUUCUCAUUACAAGAUAUCUCGGAUACAUUUGAGGGGAAUUUUAAAGAACAGGCUGCUUUAAAUUCCAAUUGGUUGCCAGUUCAAAGUGUUAAAGUUCCAGAUCCACGGCCUGGUUUAUGUCACAAUGAUUCCAGAACGUUGCCAGAUUUAACAUUAAAUUUUAUUAAGCAACAUUCGUUAAUGGAUGAAAGUGUUCCUUCAUUCUUUGGACAACCAAUUAUAAUUAGAACUAGUUUUCACUAUCGUUUUACACAAAUUGCUGUUGACCCUCAAGUAAAAGUGCCUGGUGGAAAAACUUACGAUGUAUUAUUUAUUGGAACAGAUAAUGGAAAAGUAAUCAAAGCAGUAAAUGCAGAUUCAGCAGACGCCAGAAAUCGUGUAAAUUCAGUUGUUAUUGAAGAAAUCCAAGUAUUCCCAAUCCAUAUGGCUGUGCGAAACCUUCAAGUGGUUGAUGGCCGUUUAAUUGCCGUAUCUGAUAAUGAAGUGCAAUCAUUGCGCUUACACCGUUGUGAUAGUAACCAAAUAAGCAGUUGUAGCGAAUGUGUUGCAUUGCAAGACCCGUAUUGUGCUUGGGACAAACAAUCGGGUAAAUGUCGUUCAUAUGGUGCACCACGUUGGGACGAAGAGAACUUCUUCUAUCAAAGUGUUUCAACGGGUCAACAUGCAGCGUGUCCCGCUAGUAGUGUCCUCGGGAAAGAUGCUGGUAGCGUUGGCGGAUUAAGUUCAAGUCAGCCAAAUCAAGAUAUUAUGCGACCCAACAAAGAUCAACAAGAUGGUGAAAUUGUAAAUAUUAUGCAAGAAAAAGAGUAUGACAACAGUGGUCCUUCUGUAGCAGCCGCUGACAAUCUUCCACCACAAUAUUCAAUUGAAACAUUGAUAAUGGCUGUUGUUGCUGGAGCUGUUACAGCGCUUGUUGUUGGUUUUGCCGCUGGAUACUUUUGUGGUAGGAAAUGUCACAAGGAUGAAGAUGAUAAUUUACCCUAUCCUGACACGGAGUAUGAAUAUUUCGAACAGCGACAAAAUGUUAAUAGAAUACAAGCUGAACCAAAACUUCUUCCACAAGAAGAAGUCACAUAUGCUGAGCCAGUGUUAGUUCCACAACCUCCACCCAAAUUACAUUCACCAAAGAGUACGGUACGAAAUAAAGGUCCACAUCAGAAUAAUGCUGAAACAUUGUUCCAAUUUCAAACAGAUGGUGGAUAUAAUCGUGACGCUUAUCGUGGCGGACGAGAUAAUUUUGGUACCUUACGAUCACAUCAACCUCUACUACAGGGAGAUAAUUAUCGACGUGGUGAUGGUUUUGCCACAACAAGGAGUGUAAAAAAAGUCUACCUCUGAGAAACAAGUGAGGAGGGCGGGGGCGCCCAUCGUAGUAUGUCGCGCUUGCCGGGGGUCUCGCGACGUCAUCCGCAUCGUCAAGGGGGCUCAUCAAGCUCCUCACCCUCGCCCCCCUCGUCCAGUCCGUCACCACCACCCAACCAAUCGUCAGGAGGAGCGGACUGUCCACCAAGUUAUAUUUACAGAGCGUAAAUAUCAUAGACUUCUAUAUAAAUAUAUAUAUAUAUUUAAAAAAAAUGUUACAAAGCACAAAAAACGAAAAAAAAAAUGGGAAACUUAAAGAAAAAAAGGGAAGUUAAUACAUAACCUUACC
Chrysoperla carnea is the source of this 2641-nucleotide messenger RNA. RefSeq names its product semaphorin-1A (gene Sema1a). The record is from RefSeq and is a predicted model, not a curated record. Lineage: Eukaryota; Metazoa; Arthropoda; Insecta; Neuroptera; Chrysopidae. The coding region runs from base 4 to 2328 and encodes 774 amino acids. The transcript is spliced from 12 exons. Gene Ontology annotation, molecular function: chemorepellent activity; semaphorin receptor binding. Gene Ontology annotation, biological process: axon guidance; negative chemotaxis; positive regulation of cell migration.